This is a messenger RNA of Ochotona princeps (American pika), 1781 nucleotides long. RefSeq names its product potassium voltage-gated channel modifier subfamily V member 1 (gene KCNV1). Gene Ontology annotation, molecular function: protein binding; voltage-gated potassium channel activity. The record is from RefSeq and is a predicted model, not a curated record. Gene Ontology annotation, biological process: protein homooligomerization; potassium ion transmembrane transport. NCBI's taxonomy places the organism in Eukaryota, Metazoa, Chordata, Mammalia, Lagomorpha, Ochotonidae. Gene Ontology annotation, cellular component: membrane; voltage-gated potassium channel complex. The transcript has 3 exons. Bases 200 to 1711 code for a protein of 503 amino acids.
CUCGCUCGCAGCUCCCUAGCGGCGGGAAGCGGAACGGGUCCCGGGGGUGGGGACUGUAAGGGUGCACAAGUGGGAGGCACCUCUCUCGGGAGCCCGGGAGAUCCCGGCCGCGCCACCAGGGGCCGUGCCACCGCCCUCGCGGGCCUGAGGCUUCAGGCGUGUUCCCAACUUUGGGGCGCCCGCGGACCCGCAGGCUGCGAUGGAGCUGCCGCCUCCCCGCGGCAGGGCGCCGCCGUGCUGCCUGCUGGACAGCGGCUCCCUGAGCUCCCUGGACUCCAGCGUCUUCUGCAGCGAAGGUGAAGGCGAGCCCUUAGCGCUCGGGGAUUGCUUCACGGUCAACGUGGGCGGCAGUCGCUUUGUGCUUUCGCAGCAGGCUCUGUCCUGUUUCCCGCACACGCGCCUUGGCAAGCUGGCUGUGGUGGUGGCUUCCUACCGCCGCCCCGGGGGCCUGGCCGCCGUGCCUAGCCCCCUAGAGCUCUGCGACGACGCCAACCCCGUGGACAACGAGUACUUCUUCGAUCGCAGCUCGCAGGCGUUCCGCUAUGUCCUGCACUACUACCGCACCGGCCGCCUGCACGUCAUGGAGCAGCUGUGCGCGCUCUCCUUUCUCCAGGAGAUUCAAUACUGGGGCAUUGACGAGCUCAGCAUCGACUCCUGCUGCAGGGACAGAUACUUCAGAAGAAAGGAGCUGAGUGAAACUUUAGACUUUAAGAAGGACACGGAAGACCAAGAAAGUCAACAUGAGAGUGAACAGGACUUUUCACAAGGACCCUGUCCCACUGUCCGCCUGAAGCUCUGGAAUAUUCUAGAGAAACCUGGGUCUUGCACAGCUGCCCGAAUCUUCGGGGUCAUCUCCAUCAUCUUUGUGGCCGUGUCCAUUGUCAACAUGGCCUUGAUGUCAGCCGAGUUAAGCUGGAUCGACCUGCAGUUGCUGGAGAUCCUGGAGUAUGUGUGCAUCAGCUGGUUCACUGGGGAGUUUGUCCUGCGCCUCCUGUGUGUGCGGGAUAGGUGCCGCUUCCUGAGAAAGGUGCCAAACAUCAUAGACCUCCUGGCCAUCCUGCCCUUCUACAUCACGCUUCUGGUGGAGAGCCUGAGUGGCAGCCAGACUACACAGGAGCUGGAGAAUGUGGGACGCAUCGUCCAGGUUUUGCGGCUGCUCAGAGCCCUGCGCAUGCUGAAGCUUGGAAGACAUUCCACAGGAUUACGCUCACUUGGAAUGACAAUCACCCAGUGCUAUGAAGAAGUUGGACUACUGCUCCUAUUUCUAUCUGUGGGAAUAUCUAUUUUCUCAACCAUAGAAUAUUUUGCUGAGCAAAGCAUUCCUGACACAACCUUCACAAGUGUCCCUUGUGCGUGGUGGUGGGCCACAACCUCCAUGACUACUGUGGGAUAUGGGGACAUUAGACCAGACACUACCACAGGCAAAAUUGUGGCUUUUAUGUGUAUAUUAUCAGGAAUUCUUGUCUUGGCCUUGCCUAUUGCUAUUAUUAAUGAUCGUUUCUCUGCUUGCUACUUCACCUUGAAACUCAGGGAAGCAGCUGCUAGACAGCGUGAAGCUCUGAAGAAGCUCACCAAGAAUAUAGCCACUGACUCAUACAUCAGUGUUAACUUGAGAGAUGUGUAUGCUCGCAGCAUCAUGGAAAUGCUUCGAUUAAAAGGCAGAGAAAGAGCAAGUACCAGGAGCAGUGCAGGAGAUGAUUUUUGGUUUUGAAUUCACUUUUAAUUAUUUUACAUCAGUUGUAUACAAUUAACUGGAUUGAUAGUCUUGAUAUGAAUGUCUG